GGGCAUCUGCCGGCUCCAGAGAGCAAGAGUCCUGCCACUUUUUGCUAUAUGUGUGGCGCUCCUGGCAUUACUAUGUUUGGGGUGAAUUCCACGGGGCAUGUUCUCUUCUGACUUUUCUUCCAAGGUGGCCCCUCCUGAAGGUACAGGAAGGAAACCAGCCACAAAAGAAGGAUCCCCAUCGCCCUAAUAUGUAUUAAACUCCUCUCACAGCCUAAGAAAGGACGGGUGUCUGUUUUACACAGAACACCCAGACGCAGAGGGUUUAAGUAAUUAGUCCACUGUUACAUAGCCAGUAAGGGCAGCAUUUCCAGCCCACCCUCGUGUGACUCCCGAGCUCAUGCCAUCCCAGGCCUACGUGCUGGCCAGGCUUUGGCCCUAGGGAUCCCAGCCCACAAUGAAUCUUGGACUCAGAGUUGUAGAGCUGAAAGGGACAAUGACAAAGCUGAAGCCAUCCCACUUGGCCAAAAGACUGGAAUCUGUCACUGCCUGGAAAUAAGCCUCUCCUCCUGCUGCCCAUGGGUAGUGGGUGAGGAGACUUUUACCAUGUCACCCAGCAGUUAAGGACCUGGCUCACAUCAGACCUGGCUUCAGAACCCAUUUCUGCCACUUGCUAGUUGAGUGACAUUGAGCAAGUCGCUUCCUAUCUCCAACUUCAGUUUCCUCCUUUGUGACAGGGAAACAAUGCUCCCUGCUCCUAAGGCAGCAAUGAGGAUUGGACACAAGGUGUUAUUUUCUGUAGCAGGUUCAGCUUGGUGCCUGCUCUGCAGUCGGAGGCCCAGGCAGGCUCUGCUGAGGCCCAGAGCUGAGAAUGAAGCGGAGAGCAUCAGACAGAGGAGCUGGGGAAACGUCGGCCAGGGCGAAGGCUCUAGGAAGUGGGAUUUCCGGAAAUAAUGCAAAGAGAGCUGGACCGUUCAUCCUUGGUCCCCGUCUGGGCAACUCACCGGUGCCAAGCAUUGUGCAGUGUUUGGCGAGGAAAGACGGCACGGAUGACUUCUAUCAGCUGAAGAUCCUUACCCUUGAGGAGAGGGGGGACCAAGGAAUAGAAAGCCAAGAGGAAAGGCAAGGCAAGAUGCUGUUACACACCGAGUACUCUCUGCUUUCCCUCCUCCACACGCAGGAUGGCGUGGUUCACCACCAUGGGCUCUUCCAGGACCGCACGUGUGAAAUUGUUGAGGAUACAGAAUCCAGCCGAAUGGUUAAGAAGAUGAAAAAGCGAAUCUGCCUUGUCCUAGACUGCUUGUGUGCGCACGACUUCAGCGACAAGACUGCUGACCUGAUCAACCUGCAGCACUACGUCAUCAAGGAGAAGAGGCUCAGUGAGCGGGAGACCGUGGUCAUCUUUUAUGACGUGGUGCGCGUGGUGGAAGCCCUGCACCAGAAAAACAUUGUGCACAGAGACCUGAAGCUUGGGAACAUGGUGCUCAACAAGAGGACGCAUCGGAUAACCAUCACCAACUUCUGCCUCGGGAAGCAUCUCGUGAGUGAGGGGGACCUGCUGAAGGACCAGAGGGGGAGCCCCGCCUAUAUCAGUCCAGAUGUGCUCAGCGGCCGGCCGUACCGGGGCAAGCCGAGCGACAUGUGGGCCCUGGGUGUGGUGCUGUUCACCAUGUUGUACGGCCAGUUCCCCUUCUACGACAGCAUACCGCAGGAGCUCUUCCGCAAGAUCAAGGCCGCCGAAUACACCAUCCCUGAGGAUGGGCGGGUUUCCGAGAACACCGUGUGUCUCAUCCGGAAACUGUUAGUCCUCGACCCCCAGCAGCGCCUCGCUGCCACCGACGUCCUGGAGGCCCUCAGUGCCAUCAUUGCAUCAUGGCAGUCUCUGUCAUCCCUGAGUGGCCCUUUGCAAGUGGUUCCUGACAUCGACGACCAAAUGAGCAGUGCAGACAGCUCCCAAGAGGCCAAGGUGACAGAGGAGUGCUCCCAGUACGAGUUUGAGAACUACAUGCGGCAGCAGCUGCUGCUGGCCGAGGAGAAGAGCUCCAUCCACGAGGCCCGGAGCUGGGUGCCCAAGCGGCAGUUCGGCAGCGUGCCGCCAGUGCGACGGCUUGGCCACGACGCGCAGCCCAUGAACCCCUUGGACGCAGCCAUCCUGGCACAGCGCUACCUGCGGAAGUAGCCUCAGGCAGGGGCACCACCCGCCACCUCUUCCAGCCCCCAGUCAGUGUCCUGGCUGUCGGGUCUGUAGUGCUGAACUCUCUCCCAGGCUGCAGCAAGGACAGGCAGGCCAGCCCAGGUCACACAUGGGGUCAGCAGAGGUACCACGAAGCUACCUUUUGGAAUGAUUGCUUGAUUGUUUGGUUUUUAAUCUGAGAAUCCUAGAUAACUAAUCUGCUUUUAAUCAUGACGUUUUAAUCUACCUCUGUCUCUUUAACCAUGCUGUCUCUGGACUGAGUGAGAGGGAGGAGGAGGGAGCCCGCCUGCCCACCCAGGGGCCUGGUCAGCCACCCUGCCCACCUGACCCACCCGGGGCAGCUGCGCCCUACAGUCCAAAUAAGCUGAAAGUGCAGCUCAGUGCUGGCUCCCAAAUGAUACCCACCCCACUGCUCUCCCAGGCCUCUCCCACAGUCUGUUUUCGUCCCUAGGCCCCUCAGUCCAAGCUUUGGGAAACCUUCACCUCAUCUUAAGCGGAAUUCAAAUAUAUUUAUUUUUGUACUGAAAUCACCUCCUUUCCCGUCUCUAGGUGGCUCAGCCUAUGGGUACUCCCUGCCCCCAGCCUGUCUGGAAGCAGGGUGUUCACGGCCCACAGAUGGCCCCUUCUCUCCCCCAGGCUCAGAGAAGCCCUUUCUUGCCGGCCCCUCCACCUCCAGCCACCAGUCCCUCUUUGUUUCUGGUGAUGGGGAGACCUUUCUAGACCUGGUUCUUUUCUCCAUCUCAGUAGCUUCUCUGAGGUGCUGUUCACUUGCAUUAACCCUGACCUCCCUCCCCACCCUUCACCGUGGUACCGUGGUAACGCUGACAGAGACGUGGGGGGUACCUGGUGGUGGGGCUGCCCGAGAACAGGUGGCCCAGUUUGCACACCCUCCCCACAAGAGAACACCCGACUCUGUUCAAAGAAGGUGGGGGCAUUGCCCCUGCCUCAUAAAAGAUAUGGUGUCUCCCAGUGGACCCUGGGGGUGGGAGCUUUUGGGGAGCGGGAGGGGGCCCUGCCUGGUUUGAGAACAGCCCUGCUGCCCUUUUUGAGCCGAGAUUUUGAAGUGGAUGCCCGUCUUGCCAGAAAUGCUGUUCUCACCAGAACGCCCUCCGCUCCCACUCCCCCUCACUGGACUUGACCCUGCCCCCCGACCUCGGAGAGGCCAGGUGUACCCCUCCAGGAAGCCCUGGGUCCUCAGACCCUGCCUGCCUGUCCUUGCUCCCCAGUGGGGGGUGACCAAGGCCUCCAGGACCUUGUUUCCCAGAGUGUGAGCUGUCCCCUCCCCAAAAGCUGACUCACUGUGAGUGACUUGGGCAAGUUCCCAAACCUCCUUGUGCCUCAGUUUCCCCAUCUGGAAAAAAUGGGGCCACCUCUUGCCAGCAGUAGCAGGGCCACCCACGCCCCUUCAUCCCCAUGCCCCCAUCCCAGCACUUGGGCGUCUCGUGCCUCUGCCUCAGUGGGCCUGUGGGAGCCCACUUGAGCCCAGCCCAGCACUUAUACCCCUGAGCUCCCGGAUCUGCCUCCAUCAGCAGUACAGCCGCUGAGAGCCAGGGUCUCGUGCUGUGGGGGUAGGGGAUGCCCUCUUUUCUAUUUAUUUCAAAAAGAAGUCUCCUAAGGGAGUAGAAGUGCAGUCUGGCCUAGGGCUCCUGGCUCCUGUGACUGUCCUGUCAGGGGCCAGGCCGAGCCCCUUGUGCCAGCAGCCUGCCCAGACCCUCCGGGCCUGCUUGCCACGUGUGGUCUUUUUCCUCCUUUUCAAAGCAAUAUCCUCUGGUUCUGCAAAGCCCUAUCAGACAGACUGGUCCCUCCCAAGGUCAAUCCAUGUGUCUGAUUACAUUUCUGGCAAAGCAAAUGAGAGGAGUUUGAGUUUGGGUCUGCCCUCACUGGGUGUCACACGCUGAGAGAAGUCCUAUUGUAAAGAAAACAAACGGAAAAAGUCACAAAAAAGUUUGUAUAAAGACAUAUUUUUGUACUACAUGGGGACUCUUCCUGCAUGUUAGCAAUAAAACUUCCUGAUCUGGAGCCACGGUGGCCUGU
This is a messenger RNA of Talpa occidentalis (Iberian mole), 4165 nucleotides long. RefSeq names its product serine/threonine kinase 40 (gene STK40). The record is from RefSeq and is a predicted model, not a curated record. Gene Ontology annotation, biological process: protein phosphorylation. Gene Ontology annotation, molecular function: ATP binding; protein kinase activity. Lineage: Eukaryota; Metazoa; Chordata; Mammalia; Eulipotyphla; Talpidae. The coding region runs from base 809 to 2116 and encodes 435 amino acids. The transcript has 11 exons.